Prunus armeniaca (apricot) is the source of this 585-nucleotide messenger RNA. NCBI's taxonomy places the organism in Eukaryota, Viridiplantae, Streptophyta, Magnoliopsida, Rosales, Rosaceae. The record is from the annotation of a GenBank genome assembly.
AUGGCACCCAAAAAGGAUAAACAAAAAGAAACAGCUAAUCAACCCAAGUCCUCCCAGUCCAAGUCAUCCCAGUCGCUUCGAAUCCUCCCUACAUCCAUGAGUCAAGUUAAGCCAGAGUUGCCUAAACAGUUGAUUCCUUUCCCAGGUCAUACUUCAAUCUCAGUUGCUACCCCAAUAUCAGUUGCCAACAGAUUCUCCAAUCUUGGUUCUACAGUAGGACAAAUCUGCCCAAGUUAUCAGUCGACUCUGAUCUCCAGUUAUGAUCCUUUCUCAGUUGAUCCCUCAGUUGGCCCUUCAGUUGCUUUCAAAAAGACAUCCCCUUAUUUUCCCAAAAGUAACUCUCACUUGUUUGUCAUUGAGCCCAAUUAUGAUGUUCAUUCAUAUCCAAUUGCCACAACCAAACACUAUUUCCCUCCAGGAUUUCACUAUAUGCCUCCAAGUCCUUACAAGUCCCUCAAGUAUUAUAGAGAUAUACUACUUGAAACUCAAUCAGUUGAAAUUAAGCCGAUAAAGGAUCGUGAUCACCCUGAGACCAUCCUUUAUCAUUUAUAUCCACAAAAUUAUGAGUCAAGAGUCUUUCAGUAG